Meloidogyne enterolobii is the source of this 1957-nucleotide messenger RNA. Lineage: Eukaryota; Metazoa; Nematoda; Chromadorea; Rhabditida; Meloidogynidae. The record is from the annotation of a GenBank genome assembly.
GUAUAUGAUGGGCCAAGAUGUUCCUACAACAACUUGCGUAUCCUCUGCAACAAGUAGUAAUAUUUCUCAACAACAAACAAAUUUUGUUGGUGCUUUCAGUAACAUAGAUUCCUCCAAUGAUUUAAUAAAAGAAAAUGAACAAAAUAAGCAAUCAGCAACCACAACAUCUUCAAUUUCAAGUCAUUCCUCAACUUUUCUUCAAACAACUAGUAAUGUAGAUUAUCUUGGACAACAACAACAGGAUGAUAUUAAUUCUGACAAUUUUCCUGAAGAUUUGAAUGGUUUAGAUGGAAUCUCCCCAAUUGGUGAUUUAUCGCUAGCAGCGAAUGUUAUUGGACCAAAUUCUGGUGGAAAAUGUAAUUCUAAAGUGGAGUUUUUUGGUUUUGUGCCUACUUCAAUUGCCAAUCCAGCUUCAGCUAACGGACAUCAACAUCUUCAGCAACAACAAAAUAUAAAUUCUCAACAAAAUUUACAGCAGCAACAAUUUAAUGGUCCUGGUUCUGCACCAGCAGGUCCCUCUUGCUGUUCAUCUGCUGAUUCUGGACAUCAUUCAGCUGGUGGUUCUGUUUCUGGUGGAACAACAACAGGUUUCGAUUAUUUUCGACGUCCUUCUUCGUCAUCCUCCUCGAAUGUUUUAAAUCAAAAUACUGAUCAGCAACGGCUACAACAACAAAAAAUAAUUAUUCGUGAUCCGUUUGCACCCGACCUUCCUCCAACAACCUCUUCACAAUUUUCAAAUCUUUCACCUUUAAAUGGUCAUCAACAGCAUUUUAAUGAUCAACAACAGCAAUUAAUGCAGCCGACGAUGCAACCACUUAAUUGGGAUGGAAAACCUCCAGCUGAUUCUAAAUCCAUGGCAGAAUUGGCCAGGUUGGGGUCUACAGAUCCUUCACGGCCACCAUUGCUUCCAUUACCCAAUGUUAAAGAAGGUGGAAUUCCUCCUGGAGGUGUUUUUCCACAAUGGUCUUUUUAUAACAUGCCAUUACGUCAAAGGCUUGAACAACUCUACCCAGAAGGCACUUUUGCACCUAUGGGUCGUUGGUCAUCAAUGCCUAUGCCAAUGUUUAGGCCGGUUAUUCCUCAAGCUCGUAUGGUUUUGAUGUCUGUCAAACCAGGUGUGCCAGUGAAUCCAGCUUUGAUACCACCGUGGCUAGUUGGAAAGAUUCCACCGGGCUUUAUUCCAAUGGUUGCCCUCCCCGGUCCGAACGGUCAAGCGAUUCCUGUGCCUUACAACGCAAUUCUUCCUCCAGGCAUGUUUCCACCUCCUAAUCUAUUACCUCCACAACAACUUCAACCUAACAAUCUUUCCUCUGUUAAACAACAAUGUGAUGCCAACAUUUCUCUAAUUAAUUCAGCAAUGACACCAGGAGCUGCGCCAAAACCCAAAAAAGAAACGGCAAAACAGAGGAAACAACGAGAAAGGGAAGAGCAGUUAAGAAAAGAUCAAGAUAUGCAACAAAAUCAACAAACAAAUUUUGGCCGUUCUCCUCAAAUGGAUGGAGGAGGUCCAGGAGGAGGUCAAGAUGGUUCAUCUCCAUUUUUUGGUCAUAUACAACUGCAACAUCAAAUGUUGCAAGGAAUGCAACAGGAUGCUUGUUUUAAAGUCCCAGGCCGAUCACCUCCAUCCAUCAAACGAUGCACUUCUUCAAUUCCUCCAUCUGGUCCAGGAAGUGCUCCUCCACCUGUCAACAAUUGCUCUACACUUGCUCCUAUGCCAGAUCAGAGGAUACAUGCAAAGGGCUUAUGUUUUGCUUGUCAACAGGAAAUAAAUCAACAACGUAAAGCAAUUCAAUGUACUGCAAUUAGUCAAGGAUGUAAUCAACUUUAUCACUGGGAUUGUUCUGGUCUUUCAUCUGAUGCAUUUGCAGAAUUUUGUAAAGAUUUUCGUCUUGAAUGGAUAUGUCAAAGUUGUUUUAAUUUAAAAAGUAAAGAGCAAUGCCUUAUGUUGGCUUGCUAA